AUGAAGCGGCCGGUCCAUUCCGCUCCCCCGGCUGUGGCUGUGGGAUCAAAAGGCUGGAGGGACGCCACUGUCCGCUCGAUUCUGCGCGCCGAAGAUCUUCUGCGUCAAACUCACGUAGAUCAACUGCACUCAUCUACACGCUACCGCAGCCACAGCGUUGGGAAAUUUAACGUUACCCACAGACAUACUCAGUUAACAGAUUACAGUGUUAACAACGGCGUCGAAAAGGAGCACAAUGAGAGUGACUCGAAAAAGAAAGAAUGCCGACUUAAAUCCACUGGAAGUACGCUCACUUCUGGAGUCAUGAGCAGGCCGUUCCCCCCGCCGGCUCUGCGUGACCAGAGUGCAGUUGUCAGCACCGGUAUGGCGGGUGAAUAUAUGCGGGGUGUGAGAGAGGUGGAGGGUCACCUGCGCAGACAAGCAGGUAGGGUCACACAGGAGGGCACCAGGGUGGAGCAUCAAAGGGAACAACUGGAAAAAUUGCUCCGCAAUCUAAGGAAAGCAUUGCUGGUCAAUCAGCAAAGUACAGACGGAAGGACAUUUCGACCGGCCACCACAGAGACAAUAAUGGUUAGAGCUGAUGAUCUUCUAAACAAAGAACGAAGAGGCCUGAAUGUGCUAAAACAAGAACUGGAGAGCAUGUUGAGAAAGACUUUGACUCAACAACAGCAACAUCUGACACUGAGCUCAGCUGCCACUAGACAGGCCUUUUACCGCAAACAGAGACAGAUGCAAUGUGCUGGCUACAGUCUUGGCAGAGCUAUGGGCCCAGUCUGUAGUGCUGAUCUUUACUGUCGUGAGAGAUUGAGCAGGCCUAUGACUCAGCUGUAUGGGCGCCAUUCAAGUGUUGGGCUUCCUGAAUCUGACCUCCUAACACAGGGCAGUACUAUGCUCCGGAAACAUCUAGAAUCCUCAGGGAAAGAGAUCGCAGAGCUGCAGGUCGUUCAUCAGCAGCUGGAGAACGACAAGCAUGGAAAGCGUGCCGCAGCCGGUGUGGACUCUGCUGUGGUCAGACUGCGGCAAAGACUCGUACAUCCCCAGUCUGUCCGGCCGGCAACCAGUUAAAACUCUACUGACAGACAUUUGAACAAAGAUGGUGCUUCACUUUCUAAAAGCAGAAAUCUGGGGUAUUUCUAAGUUACCUGUGGUGUUCACAAAAUAAGG
This is a messenger RNA of Carassius auratus (goldfish), 1164 nucleotides long. Its product is annotated as coiled-coil domain-containing protein 105-like. The transcript has 6 exons. The coding region runs from base 1 to 1065 and encodes 354 amino acids. NCBI's taxonomy places the organism in Eukaryota, Metazoa, Chordata, Actinopteri, Cypriniformes, Cyprinidae. The record is from RefSeq and is a predicted model, not a curated record.